AUGGCGGGCUUGCAACUUAACAUAACGAAAUUACAACUUGACCACCAGGACAAGUUAUCUACAACUGUAUUUCUGCUUUUGAGGAUUACAAACAAAAAUGAGAAGCUUACAUUGUUGUAUAGUCCUCUUGAUGUUCUUGUCAACAGCCAAGGCAUCAAAUUAGGCGAAGAUCAUAUCGAUAAGUUCUCUCAGAAACCUCAAAAUGAUACAGAUUACCAUAUAAAGAUGGAAAAUAAGAAUGCUGACGUGGACAGACAUGCCGUCGAAGAAUUGAAUUCUGAUAUUCAAGCCAAGGAAGUGAUGUAUGAUAUAUUUGUUGGCGGAAAAAUUGGUUUAAAGUUGGGGGGUUUGGAAAUGGCUAAUGUCCCAUUCUUGGCUUCUUGUCGUCAUAUCAAACAAUCCGAUGUGAAUUUGGGAAGAAGACCUGAGUGUGACCUCCGAAUGUUUGGUUUCAGGUAA
Molecule: messenger RNA, 459 nt
Organism: Arachis duranensis
Lineage: Eukaryota; Viridiplantae; Streptophyta; Magnoliopsida; Fabales; Fabaceae
Exons: 2
Coding region: 1-459 (152 amino acids)
Cellular component (GO): plasma membrane
Source: RefSeq, a predicted model, not a curated record